Maudiozyma barnettii is the source of this 609-nucleotide messenger RNA. RefSeq names its product Mix23p (gene MIX23). Gene Ontology annotation, cellular component: mitochondrion; mitochondrial intermembrane space. Lineage: Eukaryota; Fungi; Ascomycota; Saccharomycetes; Saccharomycetales; Saccharomycetaceae. The coding region runs from base 1 to 609 and encodes 202 amino acids. The record is from RefSeq and is a predicted model, not a curated record. The transcript has a single exon.
AUGAGCGAACAAUCAAUAACGGUACGAGCACCCAAGGUGUUCUUAGAAUCUAAUUUAAACUUUCCUAAUGUAGAUACAACUGUUACAGAAGUAACUGUCACAAGAGCUCGAUGUAUUGAUCCCACUCUCUUGGAUUCGUUUCUAAGAACUAUGAGGCAUGGAAGUGAUGAUAUUAUUAAGCAGAAAAUAAAUAACGUUACAGAGAAAGGUUCUACACUGCGUUCAAAGAAUGAAAAAUGUGGUGAUUUUGUGAGGACCGAACUGUAUCCCAAUUGGAAGGAACGUAGUAAAGUUAUAUCAUAUUGCCAAGAGCAGGCGACUUUAAUGAAACAAGAAUUGGAUGAUAAAUAUAUAUUAAACGACCAGGAGUCAAACGGUCCUCAAGUGGCUACAAGAAUAGAUCCUUAUGCAGAGAGAGAUUGGAAGACGGAUCAGCAGGCUCGUUUCAGGCAAUGGAAGAGUGUUUGUGGCUGGGUUCAGAAUAACCUACAGAUAGAGUCAAUUCUAAGGACAACAAGCGAGGGAAUCCUAAACCAAAGAUGUGAUGCUAAUCAAAAAUAUUUAAAUGAUUUUCAGGAAUUCAUGACCAAACAAACAACAGGUAAAUAG